AUGAGUGCCUUUCGAUCAUUCGAGGCUACUCUGCAAUGCUGGAGGAUCAAGGACUCGAGGCACUUUGGUUUCAAGUUGUUCACCAAGUUUGGAUCAGGCAAACCCCUGCCACCAGAUGCUUCGCAUCUUGGAUUAUCUGUGAGCGCUUUUCUUUUUAAGCGGGCCAGGAUUGCCUCCAAGGAUGUGACCAUGCAGUGGCGGAAGAACAUUCGCCUCGGCCACUGUCUUCAAGAGGCUCAUCGAACAAUAGGGCUCGGCGACUCGGCCAUUAUCAUGGCCGAUAUUGCGGGAUCUGCUCGGUCGAUCACGCCGCCUCCCAAGAUCAAGGCCCUUGCGAACACUGUCAUUUUUACGCCGAACAAGAAGCGUACUUUAGCUAUGUAUUCUACAUUUUAG
Messenger RNA from Linnemannia hyalina, 396 nucleotides. NCBI's taxonomy places the organism in Eukaryota, Fungi, Mortierellomycota, Mortierellomycetes, Mortierellales, Mortierellaceae. The record is from the annotation of a GenBank genome assembly.